Physcomitrium patens is the source of this 719-nucleotide messenger RNA. RefSeq lists its product as uncharacterized. Lineage: Eukaryota; Viridiplantae; Streptophyta; Bryopsida; Funariales; Funariaceae. The record is from RefSeq and is a predicted model, not a curated record.
UACCAAAGUUGCCACUUCACAAUUACAGGCAUUCCUUCAACUGCAUUGAAUAUACCAGUGUACGUUUUUAUCAUUGUAGCCGAACGUUUAAAUCCGUCCAGUUGAGACGUGAUCGCAUAUCAUUCUAGUCGUCAAUCAGCUCUUUCAACGUAGACUCUUCAGCACAGCAACAAGGGAAAAUAUGGAAGCAAACCUCGCAUCGAAAAUCCACGCUGUGGCAGCACUAGUGACUGUGAUUCUAAUAGCUGACGGACUUAAUGGUGUUGCAGCAAACGGGCCUUGCUCUAAUACUUUGUCCUCCUUAUCAGCGUGCAUGCCAGCGAUCGAAGGUGAAAACCCUCAAUCGCCAUCUGUUGCGUGCUGCGAUGUCGUCCGCGGCUCCGAUGCAAGUUGCCUUUGCAGUAUUGUCACCACGUACGCCAACCUUACGGAUGCCAUGGGCAUUAAUCUGCGCGCCGCUCUCCUCUUGCCUAAACAAUGCAAGCGCGCCGUUCCCUCUGGUUUCACUUGUGGCGGCUACGUCAUCCCUCCCUAUGCUUCAUCUAACCGCAAGCUCAUGACCGCUUAGGCGUGAGCCUGGCCAGCACAUUGGUCAACACAAACGUCGUCUGUUUGAAGAGGCACGUUUCAGAUUAAUGAGAAUUGGUCAUGUAAAGUUUGCGCUCAAAAGAAAUUAAAUACAAGUAAACUCAACGCAAUUCUUCCUGCAUUCGAUCUUA